Neltuma alba is the source of this 1111-nucleotide messenger RNA. RefSeq names its product 21.7 kDa class VI heat shock protein. The record is from RefSeq and is a predicted model, not a curated record. The coding region runs from base 74 to 661 and encodes 195 amino acids. Lineage: Eukaryota; Viridiplantae; Streptophyta; Magnoliopsida; Fabales; Fabaceae. The transcript is spliced from 2 exons.
UCCCACUAUAAGAAGAGAAACCACAAAACUCUCUCCACCAUAGUCCCUAAGUUUUUUCAAUUACUUCACAGCCAUGGCUAGUUCUAGGAGGCUCGAGGUUCAAACAGACAAUCAAACUCCGCAUAAAUGGAGCAUUUCGUUGGGAGAAGAGGUAUUCAAGAGGUUCUUCAGCCAGGCUAAUCCAACAGGACAUAAAAUUUUUGGUGAUGGGUCACUUUUCAGUCCAAUGUUGUUCGGCAAGUUCUUUGAUCCUUCUGAUGCCUUCCCUCUCUGGGAGUUUGAGUCAGAUAUCUUGUUAUCUAACCUACGUAGCUCAGGACAAAGCACAGUGGACUGGGGUCAGACUGACCAAGGUUACAUAUUAAAGGCAGAAUUACCAGGAGCUGGGAGAAAUAGCAUUCAAGUCCAUGUUGAUAAUGGGAAGAUUGUUGAAAUUAGUGGGCAGUGGAAGCAGCAGACAAAAGCAAGUGAUUGGAGGUGUGGCCACUGGUGGGAAUAUGGAUAUGUACGAAGGCUUGAGAUGCCAGAGGAUGCAGAAUGGAGGAAUAUAGAGGCUCUCUUAUUUAACGAUGUAUUCUUAGAGAUACGAAUACCAAAGAGGCCACAGGGCUGCGAUCCUCAAGGGAAGGAAGGAGCUUCAAAAAAUGCAGAGUCCGCGUAAAUUUAAGAGAGCAACACAUAGCUACUUGACUUGUUAAUUAUUUAGUCUAAUGGCAACUCCUAUGCAGCUUGAUAUUUAAAAAACUUGUUACUGUCAGCCUAACAUCAGUGAACGAUGGGAAUAAACAGACCACAAAGGUGUAUGAAACCCUUGCUAUGGUUUUUAAAAUAUCACAGCUGUUUACUAAGUGCUUCUGAUCAACCAGGCGCCAGUGAUCAACACAAGAGAGAAGAAAAGAACUAUUUAGAUACAGUAGAAUUGGAAUGUUUGCUUUCAAACAUUCAAUUAGCGGCUAGGACAAAAAAUUAGUUACAUGAUGGGUAAUUACAGCUGCCAGUUAGAUGAAGUUUCUUGUCUGGAAUAUUGAUUGUUCCUAACAAAACAUCUACAUACCACUUCUGUUCACCGAUUUCCUUUUUUGGAGAUAAUCAUGAUCUAUGCUCUCUUCAA